GAAUAGUCAGUACUCAGCUACAUCUCGUCUUGUAAACAUCUCUUGGUGUUCUAAAAAGAAGAAAUACAAACAAAAUAAAAUAUUUGAGUUUUAUUUAAAAAAAAUUACAAUUUUUAAAAAUAAAUUCAAAAGACAUUCUCCAAACAAUAAAAACAACAAACAAGUUCUUAUAACAAAAACAAUGGUUAAAAGUGUUAACGAAAUGGAAUUCAAAAGCAACUUCUCAAUUGAUGCCAUUUUGGCUAGAAACACUAACAACAACAGCAACUCCAAUGUACAACAACAAACCACUGUUGUGAUCAAACAAGAACCCGAUUGCCACAAGGAUGCUGCCCUCUACACUUCCGAUGAUGGUGAAAUCUCCGAGGAAUUUGACAAUCCCAGCCGCACCAGUACCCCCAUGAGCAGUGCUGCCGAUUCUCUCUCUUCCGGCGAAGAUAAGCUGGAAGAUGAUCAGAGUUGUGACAGCGAUGAGGAUAAGGCCGGCAAAUCGGAGGGUGAGGGUGAUGACAAGAAACCCCCCUACAGCUACAAUGCCUUGAUCAUGAUGGCCAUUCAAAAUAGCCCCGAACAACGUUUGACUUUGAAUGGUAUCUAUCAGUAUCUGAUCAAUCGAUUCCCCUACUUCAAGAUGAAUAAGCGCGGCUGGCAAAACUCCAUACGCCACAAUUUGAGCCUGAACAAAUGCUUUGCCAAGAUUCCACGCAGCUAUGAUGAUCCCGGCAAGGGCAACUACUGGAUCUUGGACCCCAGUGCCGAGGAGGUGUUCAUUGGUGAGACAACGGGAAAAUUGCGCCGCAAAAAUCCCGGUGCCAAUCGUGCCCGUUUGGCUGCCUAUCGCCAGGCCAUCUUUUCGCCCAUGAUGGGUCGUUAUGCUGCCGCAGCCGCCGCCGCUGCUGUACCCUUCCCUGGUGCCAUGCCAUUUGCUCCCGGUUAUGCCAAUGCUGCUGCCGCCGCUGCCCUGUAUCAACGCAUGAAUCCCUAUGGUGCUGGCUAUCCAGCUGCCGCCGUACCCCAGCAGCCUCCCCAGAUGCCAGUCUACAAUCAAAUGCCUCCCACCAAUGCCAUGUAUCCAUCCGGACCCAUGCCCAUGUCUGCUGAGCUCUUCCAUCGCAUGCAACUUUUGGGAAAAUUCCCAGCCAGCUAAAUUCUGAGCCCUCGACACCAUCAACACCAGCAGCAGCAGGAUAGUUGUGGAAAAGAAUACAAAACGCAAAGCGUUCUUGAAUUACUCUAAGCGCACCGUUCCAUAAAAAAAUUGGUCAUGAAAUUUAUGUCACGGCAAAAUUGGGACGAAGACGACUUGACAGCGACUUUGGACCUUGGGGAUAUGGCAUGAGCUGAAGCCGCACACCGCUAUUAUGAGAGAGGACAGCGGGUUCAAUCGACAUAUUCUGGUGUCCAGUUAUGGGGCAAUAGCAGUUAGAAUGCUGGGACAGCAUUAGCACAGAGACAAAAGGCGGGCCUUCUUUGAAAAGCAAAAAAAAAAAAAAAAAAAAAAACAAAAACGAAAAAAUUCCAACUUUA
This is a messenger RNA of Musca domestica (house fly), 1527 nucleotides long. It is a transcript of the gene slp1, whose product is annotated as fork head domain transcription factor slp1. Gene Ontology annotation, molecular function: sequence-specific double-stranded DNA binding; DNA-binding transcription factor activity. NCBI's taxonomy places the organism in Eukaryota, Metazoa, Arthropoda, Insecta, Diptera, Muscidae. Bases 182 to 1147 code for a protein of 321 amino acids. Gene Ontology annotation, biological process: regulation of transcription by RNA polymerase II. Gene Ontology annotation, cellular component: nucleus. The record is from RefSeq and is a predicted model, not a curated record. The transcript has a single exon.